This is a messenger RNA of Dicentrarchus labrax (European seabass), 3822 nucleotides long. Its product is annotated as Krueppel-like factor 15. The record is from RefSeq and is a predicted model, not a curated record. Gene Ontology annotation, molecular function: RNA polymerase II cis-regulatory region sequence-specific DNA binding; DNA-binding transcription factor activity, RNA polymerase II-specific. Gene Ontology annotation, biological process: regulation of transcription by RNA polymerase II. The coding region runs from base 260 to 1525 and encodes 421 amino acids. Lineage: Eukaryota; Metazoa; Chordata; Actinopteri; Moronidae. The transcript is spliced from 3 exons.
AUAGGACCCGUGCCUCCGAGUUGUGCAGCGAUGCAGUCACGUGACGCUGGGAAAAGGAAUGCCAACAUGGACCCGUGGCAAGGACGGGAUGUGAGUGUGCUCCGACAAUAACACGACGGAGGAAAACAGAAAACAGAGAAUAUAAGAAGCCAUCGACGGCGCUGCUCUUCUCCAGCGGGCGAACCACACACGGUUUUUGUGACUCCACUUCUGGAUAGUGUUUCCUCAACAUCCUCUCUUCUGCGUUCGGCCUGGAUCAAUGGUGUCUCUCAGCAGCAGAACGCUGAGUUUGGAGAAUGACCUUUUCAGGGAAAGCAGCAGCCCGUUCUCCCUCGGCCUGGGAGACGGAGCCCGCAGUGAGGGAGGCAGUUUGGCCUCCUGUGACAGCCCCGAGGCCGGGGAGCUGGGGGCCAUGCACAGCUCCAGCCCUGGAGAGGAGGAAGAUGAUGAGGAGGAAGAAGAUGAAGAUGAGGGGGCACGUCUGCAUAUUUUUCUUGGAGCAGAGGAAGAGGAGGAACCUGCGAGUCAGGAGCCUAAGCUGCCAGAAUUCCCUUUCCAUCCCUCUUCCCCGUUCUCCCCAACCCUGGAGGACAUAGAGGAGUUCUUGAGGGAAAAGAUGGAACUGGUCAAAGAGGGACUACUGGCCCCAAAAGAGGAGGCAUCCCCUCUACCAUGCAGUGGCUCUCCAUCUGCCUCUGCCCCCCGUGCUGCUUCUGCAGAGACUAGCAGUGACCCAGGGACUAGUAGCUCCCAUUGCACUUCAAGCCCAAACACGCCCCAGAGUGAGCAAAACAGCCCCAGCCCAACUGCCCCUUCCCCUUCAGCCCGAGUUAAGCUCUCACCAUCCGCCCUAACCCCGCCAGUGCUCCUGGGCGGUCCGCUGGUUCUCCAGCUCCAGCCCCUACCUCUGGCCCAGCCCCAGACCCCCGCAGGCACUUCUCCUGGAGCCCAGAGUGGCAUUUGGCUCACUCAUCUGAUCAUGGGGCUCCAGGGUGGAACAGGACAAAAUGUCACCCUGCUGGCCCCGCAGGUGCCCUCCACCCCCACCACCCUGAUAUCACUAAACAGUGGCGAUACAAAGUCAGCUGACCAGAAGUACGUGAAGAUCGCCCCUCUGCCCAUCACUAUGAGGACCUAUGAGAUCACGGGUGUGACUGGGGUUGGGGGCCAGGGCAAUGGCCUGUUGAAGGCCGUGGCCCCCCGGGUGACCAGAGUGCCGCCGACAGAGAGGGUCCAUAAGUGCUCCCACCCAGGCUGUGGGAAGAUGUACACCAAAAGCAGCCAUCUGAAAGCUCACUUCCGCCGGCAUACGGGAGAGAAACCCUACACGUGUAGCUGGCCUGAGUGUGGCUGGAGGUUCUCCCGAUCGGACGAACUAUCUCGUCACCGCCGCUCUCACUCCGGCAUCAAGCCGUACGAGUGCUCGCUGUGCGAGAAGAAGUUCGCCCGCAGUGACCACUUAUCCAAACACACGAAGGUCCACCGCAGCUCCAGACCCAGCAGGAUUAUCAGAGCCACUGUGUGAGACACCUUCAGCUGGCCUAAAACCCUGCCCUGCGCCCACCCAGCCUGGCCUGCCUUCGAUCAGCUCAGGGGGGCCAGGGGCUCCCUCAGGACCUUUGGUGCUUCACAAGCAGAACUUUCAGAAGAAUCUUGAGAGCUGGCUGCUGUUGUCCCAUCAUAGUUUUCUUCUUCUCUCUCCUCCCCGUUGUUUAUCUUUCACUGUUUCUUCUGAGCAGCUCCUCCUAUACUGAAUGAAAGCCCCCUCAGGAAAAAGACAGCUGAAAGUGGAUUUCCUGGCCUCACACACACACACACACACACACACACACACACACACACACACACACACAGACAAAAACAUACAAGAGACAGUUUUACAGAGGCCCCUCUUGCAGCCAAUGUGUGCACUGCUGUUCCUGUUACCAAGCUACCAGGUGCUGUUGGAAGUAGGGUGGCAACCAGUAAUAGGAGUGUCUGUAAUUCUAUAAUCUUCUCUCUAAUUUUGUGAUCGCCCUUCUUCCUCAAAGCCAAACUUCAGGGUCCACACACAUAAAGCUUCCCCGUGUUUUUGUACAUUGUAAAAAUUUAGAGUCACAUGUACGCCAUGUGUUCUAAACAGAAGGCUUGCAAUGGACAUGUUCACACAAAGUGAAAUUAAAGCAGCAGAAUCUCCUCUAGACACUCUCAGAGAUACAGCUCACCCUGACUGAACUGUAUGACUCUUGAUAUUUGGAGCUAAUGCUGAGAUAUUGUUUUUGUCAAACUAAACUUGUGGCUUUGCUCCCAAUUUGGCUGAGAAAAACUUUCGAUGUUUGUUCGCAUCCAGCCCUUGCCUUUUAUUGCAUUCGUCCAAUCAUAAUCCACCCUGUUUUGACCUGUAUGCCUUUUCUCAGCCCCACUAUGCCCUAAUCUCUAUCGAUGCCUUUGUCCGUAUCACAAAACCUCACUUGAUCCUACUGUUAUCAUAUGACUGCUCUUAUUUAACUGUGAUUCUGAACCGGGGGUUGCCAAACCAGAAAUCCCUGUUCUGGCCCUGUGAGAGCAUGAAAAACGACAUCCUCGGUGCGUGACAGUAUAUAAGCUCUUUGUUCUCUGAAACUCUCUUGAAAUCAUUGUGCAGCCGACUUAUGUGGCCUAGAAAACGACUCGGUAUAUAUGUUACGUUUUGGCUCAAUGGUGCAAAAGUGACGUGAAACACUGCUCUUUUUUCUUUACAGUAGCACUUACUGUAAGACAUUUCUCUGUUGGUUAUAGCAGCAAGAAAAGCUAAUAGGUUAAACAGCUGGAAAGGCAGCUAACAUCUAUUCAAUCAUCUGUAUUAGCAUACUCAAUAUAAUAUGUACUGAACGUGUACAGCUUGUAGCCUUUAUAUAGAUGUUUUUUUUAUCAGAGGAUUUUCAAUCAGUGCAUUAAGCUAUUCAGUCGUGUAUCCGGAGAGGUUUUUGGUCUGUUAUGUGAGUUUGAUUGUAGCGUGAUCAAUCUGUGGAAUGUCAGACUGAUUAUGGUCUGGGAUUUGGAGUCCCACUCUACCAUUCACAAACCAUUAAGCUGAGUCUGCUGGUCUCAAGUGCACUUGUGUUAGUGGAAAGUGAGAAACGGUCAUUGUGCUCUUAUGGCAGUUCCGUAAAAUGUAUCGGAACCUUAAAAUGCCAAAAAAAUUGUCUUUUCUAAGGAAGGUUAAACUGCACUGCGCAGUGCAGACACUAUUAUCAUUUAUUCUUUGAUCUCAACACUUGGUGCUUGUUAACCUACCAGUGCUUCAUGUGAAGAGACUGUAUAACUGACAGCAUAACGCUUCACAUAACUGGAUUGUCUCUGUUGAACCAGCAGACACUUUACUACUACAAACCGUUAGGCUACUGGCGAUCUUAACUUAGCUCAAGCAACAUUGGUGCUUUUGGAUGAACUCAAAAGUAGAGCACUUCUGCAUGUAGCAGUGCACAUUUAUACAGCAAUCAUGCAUAUAUCUUUGUCUUGUAGCAUUAAGGAUACAUUAGAGUUCACUCUUUAAACCAUGCUUAGUAAUGUAGAAACCCGUUCAAAGCAGACAGACGGGCAGACGUGUUUAUCUGUCUGAACCAGCGCUGUCUUUGUGUCUGAGCCUCCCCAGGCUGCUUCUACUGACCUACAUCCAGACCUGUAUUCCCUAAUCAUCGUCAUCCAAUUCUCUCUCUCUCUGUCUCUCUUCUUCUGUUUCUCUCUCAAUCCUGUCUGUGUAUCUGGUUGAACACAGGCUGUUUUUUUGUUUGUUUUUUUUGAAUACCAGAAAUGCUAUUUUCCUAUUUGCAAAAAUAAAAGCAAAAAAAAGAAAAUACGAAA